AUGUCGAAGGCAGGCGGCAAGGCUGUCGCGGCGAGUCUCGUCAAGCUCAUGGUCCCGGCAGGCAAGGCCUCGGCGCAGCCUCCGGUAGGUCCUGCGCUUGGUGCAAAGGGUGUCAAGGCCAUGGACUUUGCGAAAGAGUUCAACGCGCGGACAGCGCAUCUCGAGCCUGGUCUUCUUACGCCGGCAGUCGUCACGAUCCAGCCGGACCGCACCUUUUCGUUCGAUAUUCUGACGCCGCCUACGUCGCUGCUGCUCAAGCGCGCCGCGAAUAUCACGACGGGGGCUCGCAAGCCGGGUGCCGAGGUGACGGGCACGAUUAGCAUCAAGCACGUCUACGAGAUCGCCAAGAUCAAGCUCAAGGACGUGGAUAUCACCGAAAAGGAGAUGUGCAAGGUUGUUGCGGGAAGCGCACGUAGCCUUGGCCUCCGUAUUGUGCGGUAA
Malassezia japonica is the source of this 441-nucleotide messenger RNA. It is a transcript of the gene MRPL19, whose product is annotated as mitochondrial 54S ribosomal protein YmL19. The record is from RefSeq and is a predicted model, not a curated record. The transcript has 2 exons. Gene Ontology annotation, molecular function: large ribosomal subunit rRNA binding; structural constituent of ribosome. Bases 1 to 441 code for a protein of 146 amino acids. Gene Ontology annotation, biological process: translation. Gene Ontology annotation, cellular component: ribosome; mitochondrial large ribosomal subunit. NCBI's taxonomy places the organism in Eukaryota, Fungi, Basidiomycota, Malasseziomycetes, Malasseziales, Malasseziaceae.